This is a messenger RNA of Neocloeon triangulifer, 1515 nucleotides long. RefSeq lists its product as uncharacterized. Bases 13 to 1230 code for a protein of 405 amino acids. Lineage: Eukaryota; Metazoa; Arthropoda; Insecta; Ephemeroptera; Baetidae. Gene Ontology annotation, cellular component: nucleus; cytosol. The record is from RefSeq and is a predicted model, not a curated record. Gene Ontology annotation, biological process: protein deubiquitination. Gene Ontology annotation, molecular function: cysteine-type deubiquitinase activity; cysteine-type endopeptidase activity. The transcript has 7 exons.
CCGAGUCGCUCCAUGGCACCAGGCAGAGCAGCUGCUCAAGUUGAUCUCAAGCCAGGACCACCAGCCGGCCGAGUGCGAAAAGUGACAAAGCCGCCCGUAGCCAAGGAACCUCCGGUGGCUCCUCAUGAGUCGGGAACCACUGGUAUUGAACGAAAGAGGAAGGUUGAAGAAGAGGACGAUGUAAAAUUGGUUGACUGCAUUUACCACGCCAAGCACAAAAAGCUGAAAAUUGACGUAGCGUCUGAUGCUAGCGAAAAAGAGAAGACUGCCGCCAAGGAGAUCAUGAGGAUCUUGGAUAGCCUGCGUGACGAAAACCUGAAGGGAAGCCAAAUUACUGACAAAGGGUUCAGAGGGUUCCCCAACAAACUCAACUUUUGCUAUUCGAAUGGACUGCUGCAACUUCUUUUCCUGGCACCCAAAAUUUUGACUGGAUUUCAGAAACUAGCAAUCCAUGAAUUUCACUUGGACGUGGCAAGCAAGGCAGUCACUAAAGCAAUCCAAGCAGUUUCUCGUGAAAUUCAAAGAGGCACUGGUCGUGAUCUGGAGGCUGCUGUUAUGAUGUUCCACACUGCCCUUGAUGAACAUUACGGGUUCCUCAAAUCAAAACAACACGACAGUUGUGAACUUUUCACAAAACUGUACUUUGAUUUGAUUUUUUGCGGUGUUUUUGAAUGUUGCGAACAAAGGUUGGCCCCCUAUUGCGAAAAAUGCAAAAAGUUCGACAAGUUCAAAAUCAGUGUGAGUUGUCUAAGUAUUCUCCAGCCAACAAACAAUGCUUCCAUUAGCCAAAUGAUGUCAGAAUUUAUGGACAAUUCAAACAUAAACUGCAGCUGCGGUGAACAAACUAGACAAGUUUAUGUCAACAAGCCUGAUUUUCUGUACCUUCAAAUCAACCGAGUCGCUCCAAAGAAAGCAAAAUGCACAAAUCCGAUUGAUAUCUCUAGAGAAAUAGAAGUUGAAUUGUUUUGUCAAGACAGUAAAAGAAUUGUUCGCAACGAGUAUGGCAUUGUUGGAAUUCUGCGCCACCGAGGUGAUGAAAAGCAAGGACACUACUUUUGCAACCUUAAGAACGCGAAUCAGGAAUGGUUCCGGGUCAGUGACAACAUGAUAGAACCAAGAACAGAGAUGACACUGAGGCAGAAGGCGCGAUCGGAAGUGUGCCUUGCUGUGUAUAAAUUAGAGGGCACGAAAGAGGCUCCAUUGGAGGACAAUGAUGACUCUCGGGUUUGAGGCGAAUGCAGAUGGAGCAGCGUUUUCCAAACUGAGAGUACCUUGGCUUUAAGACUCGAUUGCAGGUGUGGGGCCUGUGUAAAAAUUUGUUUAGCCCCCUCCCCCGUCCAAAAAAAUGUUUAGCUUAUUUGAAAAUUUUGGCAUUUUUUUUUUAAUUUUUCUUUAAUUUUUCCUUGUCUAUUUUUGAUAAUAAUUUUUCAGUAAAUAUUUCUUCAUAAAUAUAAAGAUGAAUAUCAGCUUUUUUAAGUAUGUAACUUAUUAAUUUUUUUUCACUUGUGUUUAUAG